Messenger RNA from Suillus subalutaceus, 692 nucleotides. RefSeq lists its product as uncharacterized. Bases 115 to 552 code for a protein of 145 amino acids. The transcript has 3 exons. Lineage: Eukaryota; Fungi; Basidiomycota; Agaricomycetes; Boletales; Suillaceae. The record is from RefSeq and is a predicted model, not a curated record.
UGGUUUGAUGUCCUUGCCUCUGCCACGCUGAUCCGUCGUCCCAAGUUCCUUGAGGUGCUCCGUUCGCUCUAUGGUCCCACCUCUGCCGUUUAUGGUGGCAGACCGGAGCUUUCUAUGAUGGGCGUCAUGGGAUGCAAAAACCGCAUCGUCCUCGCCCUCGCUGAAAUUGCUGAUCUCGCAUGCUGGAAGGAUGGAUGCAGGCGUGCUGGUAGACUCAGCGUUCCUGAACUCAUCAGACGCGGGCAAGAUAUCGAAACCAUCCUGAAGUCUACCAACGACAAUGAUCACCUCCACGAGAUCAUGUCCAACAUCACAGAAACAGUCAAAUGUCUCAGGCGUGCUGAAGAUGUCAGCACAGCACGCCAUGUUGUACGCCGCGUCGUGUUCAGCAUAUGUAUAUGUGGCUGCCUGACAGAUGUCGCUGAAUACCGCGAUUAUUUCUUGCGGCGUCUGCAGGAACUGCAGACGGAGACGGUGGGGAACUGUGCUCAGGUCGCUCAACUUAUAAGAGAAGUGUGGAACAGCCGAGAACGAGGGGAGCCCGUGGACUGACGGGUAGUUAUGCAACAGGCCCAAAUGGUUCUUGUCUAAAGGCUAUUCUAUAUUGGCUUCCACUUCCUAGCUCUCUUCGUUAUUCACUAAAAGUAUUCGGCACUGUAGCGCGGCUAGUUAUUUCCCGAGGGUUUCCAUUU